UGUGUUCUAUAGCGUCUGUAUUGGGGUAAGCAGUAGUUCCAAAUACAUUCAACGUAGAAAUAAAAAAGAAGAUUUCGAAUUGUCGUAGUUUAAACUAGGGAUUAGUAAACACAUUUAUCUCAAAAUACACUAAAACCGUAUUUACAUUCUUUGUAAUGAAUGUAAAACAAGAGCUAGAAGAUACUUCCAUUAAAGAGGAAAAAUUUGAUAUCGAAGAACAUGAUAUCAAACAGGAAAACGAUGUAUAUUAUUUAAAACUAGCAUGUGAUGGUGUUAAAAUUAAAAUGAAUGAGAUGAUUUAUGACGAUGGACUAGAAUGUAAAUUAGAAACAGGCCAAAAAAUAUAUGAGAUGCAUUCAGAUGAAACUUACUCUGGUGAUAAUUUUAAUGUUGGUUCGAAUAUAUGUCCAGUUAAUGAUCAGGCAAGAUUAAUAUUGAAAAAGAAUGAAACAACUUUCACUGAUGCUCAAAUUGACUGUUCAAAGAAAGGAACUUUAUCUCAACAGAAGCAUAUGAAGCUUGAAGGUAUUUCCAUUUGUAAGUUAUGUGGAAACUUGUAUGCUAGAAAAUUUCACCUCUACCAUCACCAUUUUACACAACAUCUUGUCAAGAAACCUCUUCGUAACAUAAUUCAGAAACAAAAGUUCAGAUUAAAACAAAAUGCAGUAAACGAAUCUGUUCAAACAAUAGAUAUAUUAAAGAUGAAGGCUGCCAAUAAAAGUAAAUUAUGUGUGGAUCGGUUGCAAGAGUCGUUUAAUCAAAUUAAAUCACGUGCAACAAAAUCCACUAGUGAAAGUAGUUCAAUUAGAAAGUCUCGUAUUCAUAACGGAGAAAACAUCAAAUGUGACAUUUGUUUAAAAACUUUCUCACACAAAUCUAGUUUGAAUGUACAUUUGCAAAGUCAUACUGGAAAAAACCCAUUCAAAUGCGACAUUUGUUUAAAAACUUUCUCAUGCAAAUCUAAAUUGGAUAUACAUUUACUAAUUCACACUGGGGAAAAACCAUUCAAAUGCGACAUAUGUUUGAAAAGUUUCUCACAUAAAUCUAGUUUGAAUAUACAUUUGCUAAGUCACACUGGAGUAAAACCAUUCAAAUGCGACAUUUGUCCAAAAACUUUUUUAUAUAAAAAUAGUUUAACCACACAUUUGCGUUAUCAUACAGGGGAGAAACCAUUUAAAUGUGACAUUUGCUUAAAACAAUUUUCAGAAAAAGUAUCUUUAAAAGUACAUUUGCGUAGUCACACUGGGGAAAAACCUUUCAAAUGUGAAUUUUGUUUGAAAACUUUCUCACACAAAUCUAAUUUGAAUAGACAUUUGCCGAGUCACACUGGAGAAAAACCAUUCAAAUGUGAUGUUUGUCCAAAAACUUUUUCACAAAAAAAUAGUUUAACCACACAUUUGCGUUACCAUACAGGGGAAAAACCAUUUAAAUGUGACAUUUGUUCAACACAAUUCUCAGGAAAAGUAUCUUUAACAAUACAUAUUCGUAGUCACAGUGGGGAAAAACCUUUCAAAUGUGAUAUUUGUCCAAAAACUUUCUCAAAGAAAUAUAAUUUGAAAAGACAUUCGCUAAGUCACACUGGAGAAAAAUCAUUCAACUGUGAUAUUUGUUCAAAAACUUUUUCACAAAAAAAAAGUUUAACUACCCAUUUGCGUUAUCAUACAGGGGAAAAGCCAUUUAAAUGUCACAUUUGUUCAAAACAGUUUUCAGAAAAAGUAUGUUUAACAAGGCAUGUUCAUAAUCACACUGGAAAAAACCCAUUCGAAUGCGACAUUUGUUUAAAAACUUUCUCAUGCAAAUCUAAAUUGAAUGUACAUUUACUAACUCACACUGGGGAAAAACCAUUUAAAUGCGACAUUUGUUCAAAAUCUUUCUCACAAAAAAAUAAUUUAACAACACAUAAGCGAUAUCAUACAGGGGAGAAGCCAUUUAAAUGUGACAUUUGUUUAAAAACUUUCUCACAUAAAUCUAGUUUAAGUGUACAUUCGUUAAUUCACACUGAAAAAACCCAUUAAAAUGCGACAUUUGUUUAAAAACAUUCUCAAAAAAAUGUCAUUUGCCAAGUCUCACUAGAGAAAAGCCUUUCAAAUAUGAUGUUUGUAUCUAGAUAUAGUUUGAUUGUUCAUAAAUGUUUUCACACUGGUGAACAUAUUGUUGAGUGAAUUAUAUAAAUUAGUUGAGUGUAGUGAAAGGUUUUUGAAUAAAUUAAGAACAUAA
Diorhabda sublineata is the source of this 2217-nucleotide messenger RNA. Its product is annotated as zinc finger protein OZF-like. The record is from RefSeq and is a predicted model, not a curated record. Gene Ontology annotation, biological process: regulation of transcription by RNA polymerase II. Lineage: Eukaryota; Metazoa; Arthropoda; Insecta; Coleoptera; Chrysomelidae. Gene Ontology annotation, cellular component: nucleus. The transcript has 3 exons. Gene Ontology annotation, molecular function: DNA-binding transcription activator activity, RNA polymerase II-specific; RNA polymerase II cis-regulatory region sequence-specific DNA binding. The coding region runs from base 156 to 2015 and encodes 619 amino acids.